AUGGCACGUGACUCUCUGCUUCCCGAAGCAGACUGCGACGUCCUGUUUUGCGUGUCUUCCACAUCGUAUGGUAGUUCCUUCAAUCAUCCAGUCCUGCCACUGCCGAAAAGUCAUCUGCAAGCUUUCCCGUCCCGUCUCCUGUACAAUAAUCUUCAUGAAGAGCAGAGGGGCAGCAGAGCGGCAACUGUCGGCAACGUAAGCGAGCUGAGCGCGCCGCGCUCGCGCUCCUCCUCCUCCGCACAACCCGACUCCUCCCGACUCCCGCUCUAAUCGCACAGACGCCGCCGCCAGCAACCCCGAACAAUCGCCGAAGCUCAGCGGCAACGACGUCGCGCAAAAUGGAUCGUCAAGUCGAUCUGCACAGGCAGCAGGCAGUCUCAAUGUCGCCCGGCAAGUGCGACGGGCCCGCAAUCCUUCACCUGCGGGCUUGAGAUUCGUUCGUCCACGCUUUGA
Microbotryum saponariae is the source of this 453-nucleotide messenger RNA. NCBI's taxonomy places the organism in Eukaryota, Fungi, Basidiomycota, Microbotryomycetes, Microbotryales, Microbotryaceae. The record is from the annotation of a GenBank genome assembly.